This is a messenger RNA of Galeopterus variegatus (Sunda flying lemur), 1576 nucleotides long. Its product is annotated as protein FAM47E-like. The transcript has 8 exons. Lineage: Eukaryota; Metazoa; Chordata; Mammalia; Dermoptera; Cynocephalidae. The record is from RefSeq and is a predicted model, not a curated record.
AUGGCGGGCCACAGGAGGCUGUUCCAGCCGGGGAUGCUGGCCCCGGUGCCACAGGGCACGAACUGCGGGCCCUGGUACGAAGAGAAUCUGCCCUCCAAGUGUUUGACCAAGCACAAGGACCGGCUGAAGUCCCCCACCUCCCUGAAUGGCCGGCGCUGGGUAUUUGUGAGAAAGGGGCUGGAUGACUUCAGGAAAGGCUGCCCCCUGCCCUGCAAAGGCCUCAUCACUCGGGGCCCUGAGGAGGGCUUUCUGCCCCGGAUUUAUCACAGAGCCCCGCGACCUGCCCCAAAGAAGAGGCAGAACAAGUUGCCCAAGGAAGCAGCCCUGUCGUCCAAGCUCUCGUCAGCCCAGCGGGCCCGGGAGGCGUUCCUCCAGGAGGUGGCAGCCUGCCUGACCCCGCACCCCUUGGCUCUCUACCCGAAUCUGCAAGAAGCUAUGCCUGAAGAGCUCCUAUUAAAGGUGCUGGAAGAACUUGAUCCUGACAGGAAGCUGGAGGACAUGUGGGCUUAUUGUCAGGACACCAGGAAAAGAAUGAAGGAGCAAACAAAGCUUUUAAAGAAACGUUCUACCCAAGUCUACUUGGGACCAUGAGUAUUUCCCAAGAAGACUCCUGUGUCACAUUCAGGCCAAUGGCUUUAUAAAGAGCUGCCAAUUAAAAUGGAUUUGCUCCAUGAAGAGUGUCCUCUUCUUCAUGAAAAUAUACGCAAAGGUGUUAGUGACUUCUGCAACUGGGUUACUUCUGUGGGAAGCUCGAACAUUGAUGAAGACUUCAUCCUGAAGCAGUUUGACAUUGACUAUCAGAGCAAACCAAGGCAUGACAUGCUCCACACCGUGAGGCUAAACCAGGUUCCUCUGGAGCUAAAGUGUGGCAGGGGGCUACAUAAACCCCAGGAGCCAGAAUUCUUCCAGAAACUAGACUACAAGAGGAAACUCCAGAAACCACAGAAUCCUCAUAAGCCAAAGUGGGUGAAGAUGCGGUAUGGAGCAUGGUAUCUGAACACCAGGCUGUGGAAAAAGCAAAGAGCAGAUGAACCUUUGGUUGACCCCAAGGUCUCACAUAAAGCUCAAGAUGAGAAUUUUAAGAAGGAUCUGCAGAAACAGGAGGAGUUACUUGCAGACCUUCAUGGGACAGUUGCCUUUAAGGAUUUCAUUGUAAGCAGGGGCUACAGGAUGCCAAGUUUCCUCGAGAAGAUGUAUGUUGGGAAGGAAUAUAAAAAGACUCCUAUAAAACUAACUCAAGCAUAGAAGAAUCUUGGGAAGAUGAUUGGGUAAAUUUUAAUGGCCACUUACUUGACUACUUCUCUCUCUCAUUUUAAACAUUAAACAGAAUUUAUAAUGUUUAUAAUUUAUAAUCCCACUGUUGAUGUACAACUUCAAUUCGGGAACAUCCGUAAAUGUCAUACCUAAUACUUAUAAACAUUUUUAAUGGCCUUCUGCUUCAUUUAAUCAAUAUUUUAUGUAUUACCACUAUGAGAUGAAUAUUCAUAUAUAGUCUCACAUUUCUGUAGUAUUGUUAAUAUUACAUUGGUAUAUCAGUUAUUUGUAAAAAGGAAUAAAACCAUAAGUAAAAGCAGAA